Molecule: messenger RNA, 213 nt
Organism: Lottia gigantea (owl limpet)
Lineage: Eukaryota; Metazoa; Mollusca; Gastropoda; Lottiidae
Exons: 1
Cellular component (GO): nucleosome
Molecular function (GO): structural constituent of chromatin; DNA binding; protein heterodimerization activity
Source: RefSeq, a predicted model, not a curated record
AUGCCGCCAAAGGUUUCUGCCAAAGGGGCUAAGAAAGCCGGAAAAGCAAAGGCCGCACGUAGCGGAGACAAGAAGAAGAAACGACGACGAAAGGAGUCUUACAGCAUCUACAUCUACAAAGUGCUGAAACAAGUCCACCCCGACACUGGAGUCAGCAGCAAAGCUAUGUCUAUCAUGAACAGUUUCGUCAACGACAUUUUCGAGAGAAUCGCU